AAAUAUGCAAACGCAAUUGCAAAGAAGCCAAGAAUAACGAACAUACUACUCUAUAUUGCAUUCCCAGCCUCUACCUCUGCAAUAGGAGAAUCAGAUUCUGAAUUGAACAGAAGAAUUCCCACGAAUGAUUGAAAAAAUAAACCAGCUCAUAAACCAUGAUAUACAUUUUAUUCUCAAGACCUCGUCAUUGCCCUUUAAUAUACACUUUUCUCUGUCUUCCAUUCAAGCAUUUUGGAAUUCUGAAACAGCUUUUUCUCUCUCGCUCGUUUCAUGACAAAAAAGCUUUUCGGCAUGGUCAUGAGGAUAAAUAUUGACUGCAAUGGUUGUUACAAAAAAGUUAGGAGAGCCCUUCUUAACAUGAAAGAGUUGCAGACCCAUUCAAUAGAGAAAAAUCAUUGCCGGGUAAGUGUUUUUGGUAGAUUUAACCCACAGGACGUGGCAAUCAAAAUAAGGAAGGAGACUAACCGUAGAGUUGAGAUAUUGGACAUACAAGAUUUUAGCACCAUCGAUGAAGAUCAUCACGACCAGAGACCCUAUAUCACUUCUGGAACCUUGCAUCCAACCACAACCACAUUGAAACUUGCAUAGCAUGAAGAGUGAAGACAGAGAGGGAGUUGUCCCAUCUCAUGUAUGAGCAGCGUAUAUGUAUCAUGUUUGAUACGUUAAUGUACAUUUUGUCUCAUUUUGUUCAUGUGGUUACUUGCUUUGCUUCACAUAGUUACAAUAUUGCUUUGUAGACAGUUGAUACCAUUUGAAAAUUGAGUGUCCCCAUGACAAGCUCAAGAACUUAACAAAACAAGAGUUCAACACAUAUUAGGUGAUGUCCUCACAGAUUCUGAGUCUACAGGUUUGAUAUAUUUUCAAAUUUAAACUAUAUUUUCUCUACAAUGUUUAUUUAUUUGGCUAGUUCUUCUUGUAAAGAGACAAGUAUUAGGCUAAUAAAGAGCCAACUGAGAACAGUAUAUUUUCAUUUCUCUCUA
Messenger RNA from Quercus robur (English oak), 980 nucleotides. Its product is annotated as heavy metal-associated isoprenylated plant protein 25-like. NCBI's taxonomy places the organism in Eukaryota, Viridiplantae, Streptophyta, Magnoliopsida, Fagales, Fagaceae. The transcript has 3 exons. The coding region runs from base 271 to 588 and encodes 105 amino acids. Gene Ontology annotation, molecular function: metal ion binding. The record is from RefSeq and is a predicted model, not a curated record.